UUGAAAAACAGAAUAUAGAAAUUUUCUGUAACUUAUCUUCGUCACACUCCAGCACAGUAGGUGGCGGUAUGCACCUUUACAGUUGGUUUGCACCCACCAAUAAAUCCACAGAAAAAUAAAAACUCGCAAGGAAGGCGGGGUUUCAUCUUGAGAGGUUAGGAAGAGAAGGAAGGCCAUCUUCGUGAGGUCGCAUGCCGUUGUGAUGCCCAGACACUGUUCUGCUGUAGGUUGUAAGUCACGGGACACAAAAGGGCUUCGAAAAACAGGAAUCACUUUUCACAGGUUGCCAAAGAAGGGAAACCCUCGUCGUACAAGUUGGAUUAUCAAUUCCCGUCGCAAAGGUCCUGGUGGGAAAGGACAGUGGGACCCCCAGAGUCAUUUCAUCUACUUCUGCUCCAAACAUUUUACCCCUGACAGCUUUGAACUCUCUGGUGUCAGUGGCUAUCGCAGGCUUAAGGAUGAUGCAAUUCCCACUGUUUUCGAAAUUCAGCCUCAGAAACGAGGCACAGCUAAGAGAUGUGCUACAAAGAGAAGAGGCAGACCACGAAACGUGGACAAACAUAUCAGUGUCAAGAACUCCUCCAAUAAUGAGGACUCAGAAAGCGAGGAGAUCUUCAAUGGUGGAAGAGUGACGCAGACGGUAGCACAUGAUAUAGGUGUUAAGAGCUCUGAACAAGUUAAAAGGGAGGAAAAUCAAAGGCAACCUCCUCCCCAACCAUCAUCGGAGGCUGUUAACACUGCUGUAGAUGAUCAGCUAGCUGUUGCCUCUUCUCCUCAACCUUCCCCACGUAUACCUUCUCCAUCCUGCUACAUGAGGCGUCUCCCUCCACCACCUGGCUUCUAUCUGCCAAAAGAACACAACUAUGCUCAGUUGUGCCCUUUACUGUGGCGUAAACACUAUGAUAAAGCCAUUGACAGCUUAGAAAAAACACUGCACCUUCUUAGUGCGGCCCGACGCCGGGAGAAUCGGUUACGCAAUGCCCUUUUGCGCCUUAGAGAGAACCGGCUUAAAAGUACCCUUAUUCGCGUGCGAGAUGGAGUAAAAGGAAAAGAGGACAAAGGAGGCAGGUUUUCAAGCUGGGUUGCUCAAAAAGCAGAUCUUCUGGCUGAGGGUUGGAACGGCCAGGCACUGGCAAGGUCAACGGUCAUGUUGGAAGAUGAGGAAGGAUUUUGUCUUUAUUGUGGAAGAGACAGUGAGGGAAAAAAAGUAAUUGGCCAUAAAGAGGCAACAGUUGGACCUGAUGAUGUUCAAGGGCUCCAGGUAAGGUGCAGGCCUAAAGGAAUGAAGGAAAUCGUAAAAAAAGUCAAUGUUCCUAAAAUACUCAAAGAUCAAGGGUCAGGAAACACAAUCACUGAUGUGCUACCCAUUGACCAACAGAGCUACUAUGUUUAUUACUGUGAGAGUGUUGAGAAUGAGGACACGAUGCAGGUGGUCACCAUGGAAUUGCAACCACACCAGCUUAACACAGAGAAUGAAGCUUUUAUUGACCAGCAGAAUAAUGCCGAAACCAUCCAACAACAACUGGCAGUGCUGCAACCACAGACUGAAGAAAUACACCCACAGAUGCAUACUGUAAAUGGACCUGUACAAUACUCAUCCACACUACAUGAUACUUCAGCACCAUUCCAGCUUCAGGUUCUGCAGUCACAUCCUGGACUGCUUUUUCCAGAGAUUGAUACAAAAGACAACAACGAAUCGGAAAUGGAUAAGGGAGGAGGGCAGCACUUUUACUGGGUACAGGAAAGGACAGAUGAUCAUGUCAUACUGAUGUCAGUGCCUGCGGAAACAAGUGAACAGAGCAAAAGUGAAAAUGAUGAGAGUGUGAUUGAGGCUGUGCAACAUCAGUCAGUAUUGGAGAGGUUUCAAUUUAGGGUGACCGAGGAUCCACUGCAUGUAAAAUGCGAUUCCACUCCCUUGAAAACUACAGGGUGGGGGAACAGUCAAGUCACUCAUCAGUCAAACUUGAGGCAUACAGGAGUGGGUGGAGAUGUAAGGGAGAGGCUGAAGGAACAUCUUGAGGGGUUUGAGCUACAGCUUAGCAGCGAGUUUAUUGACUGAAUUGCUCUGUAUAAUACUUCUAUAAUUUUGCCUGUGGUUAUUUUCCAUACAAUUUGCAACCUACAGAAAGGCUCUUUUCAGAGGAGAUGAGCAGUCUGUUUAGAUCAGAAUCAUUGUAAACCAUGAUUUAAUAAAACACUACUACAAUGUGUAUGUUGAAAUGUGUUGAGUUUGACAAUAAACAUGGUGUAUGGACAGUUUCAUCAAUAUUAGACAGCAGUAUUUUGAGGAUUGGUCCUUAAAAAUUAAACUCUUUAUUGGAUUGAUUAUUCAAUCUGCUUAUUAGGAUAAAGUAAUUGAAUAAUCAAUCCAAUAAAGAGUGUAAUUGAAAUGUACUCUUGCCGACUAAUACAUUUUUUCUGUUUUGUCUAGCAUUAUGUUUUUAAGCUUUGUUCACAUAAAAAUCCAGCCAAUAUUAACUACUUCCUACUUGCCAAAGGAAGGCCCAGUUCUUUAUUCCUCUUAAAGGGAUACUUCACCCAA
Molecule: messenger RNA, 2542 nt
Organism: Triplophysa rosa
Lineage: Eukaryota; Metazoa; Chordata; Actinopteri; Cypriniformes; Nemacheilidae
Gene: thap7
Product: THAP domain containing 7
Exons: 5
Coding region: 203-2059 (618 amino acids)
Biological process (GO): regulation of DNA-templated transcription
Cellular component (GO): nucleus
Source: RefSeq, a predicted model, not a curated record